AUAAAUUACCGCACACAGAACAAGCCUCACACACAUCACGGAGUCUGGACUCAACUCAGCAUAUGGUGAACAUGUGGAAGUUUCUGGUCUUCAUCGCGGCUGUGGUCGUCUGGCCGGACUCGGCACAAGGCCAAGAAUACCUGACCACGGUCGACAAUUGGAAUUUUUACAAGGUUCGGGCUUCUGGACCCAUGUCCAAUCAAAACGUCAAGUUCACUUGUGAAGCGAUGGGGAUGAGAUAUCCGUGCUACUACUCAGGUACGGGCGGGUGUACCAGCACCUGGACCUCAGACUGUAUCACGUUUGACGACGCCGGUGUCAACUGUUAUACCCAACAGGUUCUCUCGACAAACCUGUGUGGAACUACUAUCCCUUGGCACUGCCAGCCCCUUGAUGACACCUUUGUGUACUGCCCUGGCUGUUGGAGUGAUGAUGGCAGUUCUGUGGGAACGGACUACGAGACUCACAACUGGCAGCUGCAGCAGGGAUCACACUACAACAACAUGUACGCCCUGUGUGCAGAUAUCGAUGACUGCAGCAGCGCCCCCUGUCAGAAUGGAGCAGUAUGCCAGGACGGAGUGAACAGCUUCACCUGUCAGUGUGUGCCUGGGUAUGCUGGAACUCACUGUGAAACAGAUAUCGAUGAGUGCAGCAGCGCCCCCUGUCAGAAUGGUGCUACAUGUCAGGACGGAGUGAACAGCUUCACCUGUCAGUGCGCACACGGUUAUACUGGAACUCUGUGUGAAGAAAUUGACGAGUGCAGCAGCGCCCCCUGUCAGAAUGGAGCAGUAUGCUAUGAUGAGUUUAACAACUUCACCUGUCAGUGUUCAGCUGGGUAUGCUGGAACUCUCUGUGAAACGGAUAUUGACGAGUGUGCGAGCAGUCCGUGUUUAGGAGGCGGAACUUGCGUGGAUCACGUGAACGGCUACACCUGUGUCUGUCCUAAAGGUCACAUGGGAGACAAGUGUGAAACGGUUCCAUACUUUGACGGCUGCCUGCUGUUCUCCUCCGAUGCCGUGUCCUAUCCCGAAGCGAGCCAGGAGUGCCAGACCAGGGGAGGGCACCUGGUGGAUGUGAAGGAGGCCGAGCUGCAGCGGCUCAUCGCUGACUCCAUCCCUGCCGGAAGUGACGUGUCCCCGUGGACUGGACUAAAGCUUUCCCCGGGGGUGAUGACCUACACAGACGGGACCAGCGUCUCAGGUCAGUUCCAAUGGUCGGCUAGUGAACCCACCACCUCCUGUGAGCUGUGUGCUUACCUGGACAACACGGACGGCUAUCUCGCUCGCACCGCCUCGUGUAUGGAACAGCAUCACUACGUGUGCCAGUCUGACCUGAAGCCCUGCCAGCGGAACAUCUGCUACAACAACGGCGUCUGCUCGACCUGCUUUAACGACUCCUACAGCUACUGUUCCUGUCUGGAUGGGUACGAGGGAGACAUCUGCAAUAUCGAUACCGAUGAAUGCGCCUCCAAUCCUUGUCAAAACGGCGGAUUCUGCAUGAACGGGGUGAACUCCUACCACUGCCACUGCACUGUAGGGUACGGAGGGGAGACCUGCCAGACAG
Messenger RNA from Branchiostoma belcheri (Belcher's lancelet), 1563 nucleotides. Its product is annotated as fibropellin-1-like. The transcript has 10 exons. The record is from RefSeq and is a predicted model, not a curated record. The annotation marks the transcript as partial. NCBI's taxonomy places the organism in Eukaryota, Metazoa, Chordata, Leptocardii, Amphioxiformes, Branchiostomatidae. Gene Ontology annotation, biological process: Notch signaling pathway. Gene Ontology annotation, molecular function: calcium ion binding; Notch binding.